AUGGGGUUUUCAAACAUGUAUAGUUUUCUGAGUCGUGCCGCGUCAUCUGAAAAGAAGGCCGAGGAGAGCUUUGACAAUAUCAGUCAUUUAUCCACGGGAUCAGAACAUCAAGUGGGAAUAGUGCAGACGGACCGAAAUGUCAAGGAGAUUGGGAUAGUUUCAGCAUCAUUCCUCAUGCUUAAUAGAAUGUUGGGAGCCGGAGUCUUUUCAACGGGGUCGACAAUUUACGCGUUAUCCGGAUCGGUGGGAACGUCGUUGAUGAUGUGGUUUGCCGGUACCGUCAUUGCAUUUUCAGGUUUACUCGUGUACAUGGAAUUGGGAACAGCCAUUCCAAGAAACGGAGGUGAGAAAAACUAUUUGGAGUACAUGUUCAGGAAACCAAAGUUUUUCGUCACGGCAAUGUAUGCAUCAUAUGUGUUUUUCCUCGGAUGGGCGGCAGGAAACUCAAUUGUUGUUGGUGAAUACAUCUUGAAUGCCGCAGGCAAGGAGCCAGGCCAAUGGAACUCGAGAGGAAUCGGUUUAGCUGUCAUUACUUUUGCCUUUUUGAUCAAUGCAAUCAACGUCAAGGCCGGUUUGUUUUUGGCCAACGCAUUGGGUGUUUUCAAGCUCGGCAUUGUCUUGUUCAUCACCGUGACUGGAUGGGUUGCCUUGGGAGGAGGAAUCAAAACCAACAAUUUCCAACCAACUGGGAACUUUCGCAACGCCUUCGAGGGUGAAAGUCCCACAGGGUUUGGAAUCGUUAAUGCCUUGUACAACGUCAUUUGGUCGUAUGUCGGUUACUCAAACGCCAACUAUGCUCUUGGCGAAAUUAAAAACCCAGAGAGGGUAUUAAAGUAUGCUGCCCCAUCGGCUUUCCUUGGUCUUGGAGUCAUUUACAUGUUUGUCAACAUUGCCUAUUUUGCCGUUGUUCCAAAAGAAGAAAUCGCCACCUCGGGCAGAAUCUUGGCUGCUUCAUUCUUCAAAUACGCCUUUGGCGACAGAGGCGAAACCGCCGCUUCCGUGUUUGUUGCCUUGUCGGCAUGGGCCAAUGUCAUGUCAGUCAUUUUCUCGCAAGGUAGAAUCAUCCAGCAAUUGGGCCGUGAAGGUUCGUUGCCAUUUUCCCGGUUCUUUGCCACUUCGAAACCAUUUGGUACUCCAUUUGUCGGGUUGAUGCAGCAUUGGAUAGUCUGCAUUGUCACCAUCUUGGCACCACCACCAGGAGACGCUUACAACUUCAUCAUGAAUUUGAUCUCAUACCCAUUGAAUGUCGUCAACACCGCCAUUGCCGGUGGCUUGAUUUGGAUCUACUGGAAGAAAUACAAAGGGUUAACCGAAUGGAACCCACCAUUGAAAGCAUCGUUACCUGUGGUUGUUUUCUUCUUCCUUGCUUCGUUGUAUUUGAUUGUUGCUCCAUACAUCCCACCCGUGCAUGGCCAAAAAGUCUACAACGAUAUGCCCUACUGGAUCCACGCAGUUGUCACCUGGGGUGUCUUUGGCAUCGGUGUCGUUUACUGGCUCUUCUGGGUCAAGAUUUUCCCAUACUUUGGUGGCUACCGUCUCACCACAAAGGAAGUCUUGGGUGAAGACGGGUUCUGGAGGAACAAGUUUUAUAAAGUGUCAAAGGAUAGUGUCGAUGCUGAUGUUCCUGAAGAAAUACAAAGUGCAAAAGUCGUUAGUUGA
This is a messenger RNA of Lodderomyces beijingensis, 1659 nucleotides long. The record is from the annotation of a GenBank genome assembly. NCBI's taxonomy places the organism in Eukaryota, Fungi, Ascomycota, Pichiomycetes, Serinales, Debaryomycetaceae.